AUGGAUCCGCUAAGCAAUAAUUAUAUACUCGCUAUUCAUGUUGACGGACAAUCUCAUAUUCUUAAAUCUAUUAAAUCACGAAAAUCCCAAAAAUCUGGAAAGCUAUAUCAGUUACCGGUUGGUCUAUCAUGGCUUGACCUGUCCACAGGUCAUUUUUACACACAAUACACAGAGUUGCCCAUUCUCUCUUCUAUUCUAGCUCGUAUAGGACCGCGUGAAAUCAUUCUCGACCAAAGUUUCAAAGAUCUGGGUGAACAUGAUCUUUUCACAGUUCUGGGAGAAAGUUCUCAGCUUAUUGCAUACACGGACACGCCUAAUAUCAAAAGUAUUUCCGAAUGGGCUCCUAUGCUUGAGUCUCCAGUCUCUACGCGUGACGCAAAGGAAUUUACACCCAUGGAAGUUUCUGCUGGAAGUUUGCUCUUAAGUUAUCUCAUAAAUAGGCUCCAAGGCUCGAAUCUAAAGCUCAGACCACCAACAAGGCAACUUAACGUGAUGGAUAUUGAUAAAAAUACGAUACGAGCCCUGGAGAUUCGCAGUACGAUGAGUAACUCAACCGUCGGCAGCUUACUACACACUAUCAGGCGAACUGAGACAAAGGGCGGGGCGAGAUUACUGGAAACAUGGCUUAGCUCACCCUCGACGUGUCCUAUUGUCAUUAACUCUCGCCUCGAUAUUGUUACUCACAUAUUAAACAAUAAAAAUUUGCAACAAAAGAUUGUGAUGUUACUUCGUCGAUGCCAUGAUUCGCAUCGUAUACUCCAGAAGUUCGCCUUUGGUCGAGGUAUCCCCGAUGACCUCAUGUCGCUUGCUGGCACUAUAAAAGCCACCCAGGAGCUCGUAUCUGUACUUCACCAUGAUGCUCAGGGUGAAAAAUGCAUUGAAGUUAUGAAGAGCCGUGUACAACUUGAUGGUCCUGAAAAACUUGCCAAUAGCAUCCUAGAUUCAAUAGAUGAAGAAGGAAUUAUCAUUCGGCAACAUAUUGUAGAAGAUGACGCUGAAAAAAUACAAGAACUUGCUGAAACAGUCGUGGCGGCAGAAGGAUCAUUUGAAGACAUCAGCAUUUUGCGAAAGGGUACAGCAAGAAAGAAGAAGCCGAAGAGUAUCCGGGAGCAUUAUAUUGAGGAUGCCGAAACUUGGAUUAUGAAGCCAGAUGCAAGUCCUACACUGACCCAAUUACACGAGAAACUAGUAGCUCUAAAGGCGGAGAAACGGAAGUUGGAGGAAACAUUAUGCGCCGAGCUUGGAGCUACAAGCCUCACACUUCGCUUCACGGCUGGUCUCGGGCACAUUUGCCAUGUCAAAGGUAGGGAUAUAAAAAUUACGCCACAACAGGUAAAAAAUGUGGGCCUCAGUAAGACCACUCGCUCGUUCCAUCAUCCUGAUUGGACAAGCCUUGGCCAGAAAAUCGAUCAAUGUGCAAAUCACAUGCGUAUUGAAGAACAGCGAGUACUCGCAGAGCUACGUGAACAGGUGAUUCAGAAUAUUAUCAAACUUCGUCGAAACGCCACAGUAUUAGAUGAGCUUGAUAUUGCAUGCUCCUUUGCAACACUUGCUGCCGAAAAAAAUUGGGUCCGGCCGAUUGUGAACUCGGGUACCCGCCACAAAGUUGUUGCAGGCCGUCAUCCUACCGUGGAAUCGGGACUAGAAUGUGAAGGUCGUGGUUUUAUCUCUAACGAUUGCUUUGUUGGCGAAAACUGCCGCACAUGGUUUAUUACUGGUCCUAACAUGGCUGGCAAGAGCACUUUUCUACGCCAAAACGCACUCAUUACAGUCCUUGCUCAAAUUGGCUCGUACGUCCCUGCCACUUACGCUGAGAUUGGAAUAGUUGAUCAAAUAUUCAGCCGAAUUGGCUCAGCUGACAAUCUUUACAAGGAUCAGAGUACGUUCAUGAUGGAGAUGCUUGAGGCGGCUUACAUAUUAAAGCAUGCCACGAGUCGAAGCUUUGUCAUCAUGGACGAGAUGGGUAGGGGCACUACAAACGAUGAUGGUGAAGCCAUUGCAUGGGCAUGUCUGUGGCACUUGACCAGUGUUAACAAAUGUCGGACAUUAUUCGCAACUCACUUCCAUAAUUUGAGUGAAAGAGUUGUUCAGAAGGGAUUAGAAGGGGUAGGUAUGUGGUGCACAGAUGUAAUCGAAGAGCGAAAAGGAACUGCCACGGAUUGCUCAUUUCGGUACAUUCACAAAUUAAGAGAGGGUGUUAACAAGCAAAGUCACGCACUCAAAGUGGCGAGACUUGCAGGACUACCAGAAAAGUCUAUAGCGAUUGCACAAGAGGUUUUGAAGGAGCAAAACAUUAUCACAUAA
Molecule: messenger RNA, 2304 nt
Organism: Blumeria graminis f. sp. triticale
Lineage: Eukaryota; Fungi; Ascomycota; Leotiomycetes; Helotiales; Erysiphaceae
Source: the annotation of a GenBank genome assembly